AUGUCGAUGACAAUCUCCAAAGCCAUUCUCCUCCUCUCUAUUGCUUGGGCAGUCUAUGUACUAUGGAUUGUCCCGUAUCAGAACGGUCUCCUGACGGCUGCGCUCGACAUGCAAAAGCCAGGCACAAAUCUUCCAGGCUCGAAACUGGUGCCUGCGCGACACCAUUACACCGGUGUUAGAGUUUUGGAUAACCAGAUAAAAACCAUGACUGGCUUUUUCUGGCCUGCCUUAGACGGUAGUCGGGCCGAUGUCUCGCUUGUAUUUCUCGAGAUUGCGACUCAGGCUAUGGCAACCUGGAUCUUGGUGACUAUCGAGAGUUUACGGGUGGGGAACAAAGGGAAGUGGUAUAUCAAUUCUGUCAUGAUCGCCGGCGUUCUGAUGCAGAACCUGGGCUAUGGGCUGAUAGUCCCGCUGUGGUUAUAUUUACACCUUGCCGCCUCAUCCACCAUCAACACCGCAACAGCAGCACCGUUAAUAUCAUCCAAUCCACUACCUCUUUUGACCCUCCCGCUCAGCACCAUCCUUGCCUUCUUUCUUCCUAACUUGCUCAUGUCGCUCUCACCUCCUCAUCGUUUCUGCCCGGACAACUCCACCAAGCAGUUGUACGUCGCCAUUUGUCAAUUCUGGCCUGUCCUGAUGUCUGUAUCCCAAUUCAUCCUCCCGAUCGCGAUAUCAGCUACGACACCAGGCAUCAACGCCUUGUCCGAACGUGAUAAAAAGCUCAAAUCGCUCAAGUACCUUCGUCGGAGCUACAUCUUCGCAUUUGCCUCCACCACGUUGUCCCAUUUCGUCGCUGUUGGCAUCCCACUUCUGGCGUACCUUUUCCCCACGCUGUUCAGCCCCAUUUAUAUGCGACAGCUGCAGCUCUCCAACGUAUUCGUGCCAAAAUCACCGCUUCCGCCAGUUCAGUCCAUCUCCACUUUUGCAGAUGGCGCUCUCACAUUCAUGCAAUGGGACCUAAUCAUCGGCUCGUUGGCAGUAUUGGUCUGGGCCCUUACGCUAGCAAUUCAGGCUCAACGGACAAGACUUUGGGCGUUUGAGUGGCUCGACGGCCUUUUGAAAGCGGCGGCUUUAGUGUGCGUGAGCGGGCCAGUGGGGGCGGCGGUUGUGAUUAUCUGGGAGAGGGAUGAGAUGGUAUUUGGGUUGGACUUGGCAAGGGAGGAGGAGAGGAAGAGUAGAUGA
Endocarpon pusillum Z07020 is the source of this 1182-nucleotide messenger RNA. RefSeq lists its product as uncharacterized. The record is from RefSeq and is a predicted model, not a curated record. NCBI's taxonomy places the organism in Eukaryota, Fungi, Ascomycota, Eurotiomycetes, Verrucariales, Verrucariaceae. The transcript is spliced from 2 exons. Bases 1 to 1182 code for a protein of 393 amino acids.